Messenger RNA from Carcharodon carcharias (great white shark), 4354 nucleotides. RefSeq names its product solute carrier family 30 member 5 (gene slc30a5). Gene Ontology annotation, biological process: transmembrane transport; intracellular zinc ion homeostasis; zinc ion transport. The record is from RefSeq and is a predicted model, not a curated record. Gene Ontology annotation, cellular component: membrane; Golgi apparatus. Gene Ontology annotation, molecular function: zinc ion transmembrane transporter activity. Lineage: Eukaryota; Metazoa; Chordata; Chondrichthyes; Lamniformes; Lamnidae. The transcript has 16 exons. Bases 307 to 2622 code for a protein of 771 amino acids.
UACUGGGAGGUCAGGAGCUGGCUCCGGGGAGGUGCUGGUUGGUCGCCUUCCUUCCCCCGGUUGCUAGGUGGCCUGUUUGCCGCUGCUUCAAGUCUCCGGUGUGGAAGCGGAAUCCGCUCCUCCAACCCUUCCGGCACCGAUUCUCCGGGAGGCUGAAACGUGGCCUGUCGGUGCCCUUCCCCUGACGUGGCUGCGGCGACAGGCUCAUCUACUCGAGCCGCAGGCUUUGGGCCUGUGACUGAUGGCGAAUCGGUGAGGAGGAGGAGGAGGCGACGGGAGAAGGGGCUUUUUCCCCGAGGGUGAAGGAUGGAGGAGAAAUACAGCAACAACAUCAUUUCCAGCACCAGGCUGGGCCCCGUAGAUGUGCCCAGCUCCAGGGUAACUCGGUACAUCACACUGCUAUGUCUGGCUAAGUUCCUUAAGGUUAUUGGAAUUUUUGAAUCGUAUGACCUCCUUAAAGUUGUCCAUAUUGUCCAGUUUGUCUUCAUAAUCCAGCUGGGAUCUGCAAUAUUCUUGGUUUUAUUUCAAAAACCAUUUUCGUCAGGGAAACCAAUAUCAAGACGGCUGUGGGUCAAGAUUGGUAAACAUGCAGUUGGUGGUUGUAUUAUUUUGCUGUUGUGGUUCUUUGGACUCACACUUUGUGGACCAUUGAGAACAGUACUCCUGUUUGAACAUAGUGACAUUGUUGUCGUUUCACUGCUUGGCGUUUUGUUUACCAGCUCUGAUGGAGGCCCAGCAAAGACAAGAGGAGCUGCGUUCUUCAUUAUUGCUGUCAUAUGUUUGUUGUUAUUUGACAAUGACGAUCUGAUGGCCAAGAUGGCUGAACACCCUGAGGGACAUCAUGACAGUGCUUUAACCCAUGCACUAUACACAGUCAUCUCUCUUCUUGGGGUGGCAGACCACAAGGGCGGGGUUUUACUAUUGGUGAUGUCGUUGUGCUUCAAAGUUGGUUUUCAUACAGCCUCCAGAAAGCUGUCAGUGGAUGUCGGUGGAGCUAAACGCCUGCAUACAUUAUCUACCCUAACUUCAGCUGUGUUAUUGUUUCCAUGGGUAGUCAUAUUGACUGCAACUACAGAGAGUAAAAUAGAAUCCUGGUCUUCCCUUAUCAUGCCAUUUGGGACUGUCAUCUUCUGUGUGCUAAUAUUGGACUUCUAUGUGGAAUCCAUAUGCUCAGCCAAAAUGGAAGCUCCAAAGUGUGCACAAUAUGGUUCAUUUCUCGUCUUUUUUGGAGCCUUACUUCUAGCUAAUUUCUGGACACAUCCAAUAACUGAUCAGCUACGUGUAAUCAACAAACAAACCCUCCAGCACAGCACUGAACAUGUAUUGUCAGGUGGAGUGGUGGUCAGUGCCAUUUUCUUCAUACUAGCUGCCAGCAUCUUAUCCUCGCCUUCCAAGAAAGGCCAAAAGGGUACUCUGGUUGGUUACUCACCUGAAGGUACCCCACUGUAUAACUUUAUGGGUGAUGCCUUACAGCAUACUUCCCAGUCACUGCCCAGAUUUAUCAAAGAAUCUUUGAAACAAAUCUUGGAAGAGUAUGACUCCAGACAGAUCUUCUACUUUCUCUGUCUUAACCUAGCCUUUACAUUUGUGGAAUUGUUCUAUGGUGUAUGGACCAACAGUCUUGGCCUUAUCUCUGAUGGUUUCCACAUGCUGUUUGACUGCUCAGCACUAGUCUUGGGCCUCUUUGCAGCCCUAAUGACCAGAUGGAAGGCAACUCGAAUUUACUCUUAUGGAUAUGGACGUCUUGAAAUUCUGUCUGGAUUUAUUAACGGUCUUUUCCUGAUGGUUAUAGCAUUUUUUGUUUUUAUUGAAUCUGUGGCCAGAGUCUUUGAUCCUCCAGACAUUGACACAGAAAUGUUAACGCCAGUCUCCAUUGGGGGUCUGAUAGUGAACCUGAUUGGCAUCUGUGCCUUUAGCCAUGCACAUUCCCAUGGCAGUUCUCGAAGCAGCUGUUCUUCACACGAGCAUGGCCACAGUCAUGGACAUGGGCAUUCGCACAGCGACCAUGGACACGGAGGACAUGGUCAUAGUCACAGCCACAACCAUGGUCACUCACAUGGAUCUUCAGGUGGUGGAAUGAAUGCUAAUAUGAGAGGAGUAUUUCUGCAUGUGCUGGCAGAUACCCUAGGCAGUAUUGGAGUGAUCAUCUCAUCUCUUCUAAUUCGUCAAUUUGGAUGGCUGAUUGCUGAUCCUAUUUGCUCUCUCUUCAUUGCUGUGUUAAUAUUUCUCAGUGUCAUCCCACUUAUGAAAGAUGCUUGUCAAUUGCUGCUGCUACGGACCCCACCGGAGCAUGAGAAACAACUCAGUAGUGCCCUAAAUAAGAUCCAGAAAAUUGAAGGUGUUCUGUCUUAUCGAGACCCUCAUUUCUGGCGCCACUCGGCCAGUGUAAUAGCAGGAACCCUGCAUGUACAGGUCAUGCCAGAUGUUGUGGAGCAGCGAAUUGUACAGCAGGUGACAGCUGCUUUAAAAGAUGUUGGUGUAAACAACUUGUCCGUUCAGGUGGAGAAGGAGUCUUACUUCCAGCAUAUGUCAGGUCUGAGUACGGGUUUCCAGGACAUCCUCACUAUAACACAGCAAAUGGAAGCUGUGAAAUUUUUAAAAGAUGGUACUUAUAUCAUGUGACCAAAUCCAGAAAUACAUCUGUCUGGAAGCUGCAGAAAAGCAGUGACAACACGUCAAUGUAUCAAGAGUUUUAUAUAUAGUAUAUUUAUUUUAAGAAAAACAUUGCAGAAUUUCAUCCAUUAUAUAUUUGAUUUGAAACAGUUUUCUGAUGUAUUUUUUCUCUGAUAUGGAUUAGCAAACAGAAAUUUGAACUGUCAAUAGCAGUUGAAUGGACAAUUUCAUCAUUAAAUAUAUUGUGUAAAGAGUAUAUUCUGAAUUUAUAUUAAAUGGGCCUACAAGAGGUUGACAUGUUUACAUUUGAGCUAUAAGUAUUAGAUUUAUAAUUUUCUUUAUGUACAUUUUGGUAUGUGAUGGAAAGAUUGCAUGGAUUUCCAAAUGACUUUAGAAUUAGAAGUUUCCAAAUGGGUAGAAACUUCAACCAUUUGAAUGAGAUUUGUGCCCAUUUUUAAAUUAUGUUUGUUUUGUGUGGAAUUGGAAUGUUAAUGAUGGACCAACAAUUAACUGAUGUUAUAAGUUUGUAUUUUUUGUUUAUAUUUUGCAGAUACAAUGGGCCAAAUGGCCUCCUGCACUGUAACAAUUCUGUGACAUUUUGCUUCAGUAGUUCCAUAUCCAAAUCCUGUGGAUUUUUUCUAUCUGGUAUUUAAUGAAUGUUAAAAAUACUGAAUCAUCUUUUCCCCAUAAAGGUGUUUGGAAAAUCAAAAGCAAAAAAAAAGCACCUAACUGCCAUACGGAAUUCAGUAACUAAUCUAAGCCAGCAUUGAAUGAGUGGGCUAAUCAUGCUUAUUAUCACUUCUUGAUGAACCUGCUAAAAUUGUACUUUGGUAAUCAAGGAAGUGAUGGCUCUUGGGAUAAGUUUCCCAUUUCACUCCUUCCUUUUCCCAGAUGUCCUAGCCAAAGCUGGCAGAAUCACUCCCUGCAUAAACCGUAUUUUAACUGGGGCCUCCUAUCUGAGAGCUCAGUCUUUCAAUAUUGUAGUUACAAGGUUAACCAUGGAGAAAUAUUUUCUUCUAAACCAAUGGUUUUCGGAGAUACUGUAUCAGAAUUUAAAAUGGGAACGACCAGUUAAUAAAUUCUUUGUAAACAUUUGAUAGGACAUUAUACUACAUUGUAGUUGCUGCUGAAAAUGGCUAUCUUUCUUUUCAGUGUGUUUCAGAAAUAUAGAAGAACCUUCUAUGCUAACAACUCUGUCCAACUAUUCAGUUUUCUCCCAUUUUGAGGUCCUGAAUAGGACAGCAGUGCAGAAAAUUAUAAGUAACAUUGAGUUCAAGAAAACUUUUGGAUUGCUUGAUAUUAUUUCUCAAUCCUUGGCCAAUUACAUAGAAUAUACAGCACAGAAUCAGGCCAUGUGGCUCAACCAGUCCAUGCCGAUAUUGAUGCUCCACUCAUCCUUCCUUAUCUAACUAUUAACACAGCCCUCUAUUCCCUUCUUUCCUCAUAUACUUAUCUAGCUUUCUCUUAAAUGUGUCCACAUUAUUCACCUCAACCAUUCGCUGUGGUAGCGAGUUCCGUAUUCUCAUCACUCUCUAGGUAGAGAAGUUUCUCUGAAUUUAUUUGGAUUCUUGGUGACUAUCUUAUAUUGCUUGCCUCUAGUUUUGCUCUUCCUCACAAGUGGUAUGUGCACUUCUUCAGUUACCCCAAAAAGCUCUAACAUUUGUACGUCAUGUUCAUGCACAAGGAAAGGUAGGAUAUGAAACUGGAUUGAAAUAAAACAAGGAAAGGUAUUUAACCAUAA